AUGGUGGCUGCACGCUCUAGGCUGCUGCCCGUGGCGCUGCUCCUGGCCACGGGCGCGUUUGUAACGGUCACCUUCGUGCCCUCGCCGGUGCAGCGCGGCGAGACAGCGGGCAUCCUGGCCAGGGUGCCCUCUGGCGGUGCUCCCGCGCAGCACGCAGCGCUGCUCGGGGCAGCGGCGGCGGCCGUGCCAACGGCGGCGCACGCGGCGAAGGCGGCCGACCCAGUGGAGGUCGUUCUCAAGCUGGGUGCGCUCGUGGCCGUCCUCCUGGGGCCCAUCAUCGCCUUCCUGGGCCUGCAGUUCAUCCUGCCCAAGGCCGACAUGUCGAAGUGA
Prorocentrum cordatum is the source of this 330-nucleotide messenger RNA. The record is from the annotation of a GenBank genome assembly. NCBI's taxonomy places the organism in Eukaryota, Dinophyceae, Prorocentrales, Prorocentraceae.